This is a messenger RNA of Sphaerodactylus townsendi, 3145 nucleotides long. RefSeq names its product telomerase RNA component interacting RNase (gene TRIR). The coding region runs from base 76 to 513 and encodes 145 amino acids. The record is from RefSeq and is a predicted model, not a curated record. The transcript has 3 exons. NCBI's taxonomy places the organism in Eukaryota, Metazoa, Chordata, Lepidosauria, Squamata, Sphaerodactylidae. Gene Ontology annotation, molecular function: 3'-5' exonuclease activity; 5'-3' exonuclease activity.
GGAGGGUUGGCAUCGUCGUUUUUUCCCCCGUCGUGCUUUGCGGCGCGUAGCCUCAAGUAGGGAGGACGAGGCAAGAUGGCGACGCGAGGUGGAGGGCCCGGUUCCGAGGCAGCUGGGCCGGGCGGGGUGAACGUGUUUGCCAACGACGGCUCCUUUCUGGAGCUCUUCAAGCGGCGAAUGGAAGAGGCCGCUGCAUCCGGCGGAAGAAGCGAUGCGGGAGCGGAGGGAACUGGGGCCGAGAAACAGAAAGAGACGGAGCCACGGACGGAGCCGCCCGGGGAGCAGGAGCCUCCGGGGAAGAAGCGGAGCGGGAGCGCCCUUAGCUUCGUGGGCAAGCGGAGAGGGGGCAGCAAGCUAGCCCUGAAGACAGGAGUGGUAGCCAAGAAACGAAAGACAGAGGAUGAGGUUUUGACAAGUAAAGGAGAUGCAUGGGCCAAAUAUAUGGCUGAAGUGAAAAAGUACAAAGCCCACCAGUGCAGUGAUGAUGAUAAAACCCGCCCUUUGGUGAAAUAACUUUCUGCUCCGGCCUGGACUGUCUCUGGUGUACAUAAUUAUUUAAAACAGCGAAGGAAACUAGCUCUGCCCACAGACUGAGUGCUGCCACGGCAGCAGGUGACUUGCCAUACUUUUAUACCUGGGAAUGUAGAGCCUCCUUCAUUGGUUCAUUUAUUGUUUUCUUUUUCUUUUUUUUCUGAGAACUAAGAACUUUGACUUAAUUGCAGAAUUUUUUUUACUUGUAAUCCCCAAAUAGUGGCAUUGGUCUGUCAUGUCUUUCCGUGAAUCACCAGGCAAGAUAUCUCCCCCAAUGUAACCCAAAACAUACAGCUGUGGCUUAACAUUACACCUGAAAUUUCCAUCAUGGGGUCAACCAAGUGGCUCCAUCUCUGCCAAAAUGAUAUCAUCCUAUUGAAGGUGAAUUUAAAUGCAGUCACAGCUAGCAGGUCCGCACUGCAAGCUGUGGUAACCCCAGGGCACUUUCGGUUUUCCUUAUCUGUACCUGAAGGAAUAACUGCUGUGGGGUUGCUUGGUAUGCAGCGGUUCUAUGACUGCAUUUCCACCUUUUAAAAACCCUGUUUCACUGUAGUAUUGCAGUGGGUUGUUGGUUUCAUUUUGAAUUUCAGUUGCUGCUGCUUAAGCUUGUUCUAGUCUCCUGUUUUGCAUUCGCUAGUCCGGCACCAUGGAUUAUUCUGUGCCUGUUUCCUAUCUAAGAAGGUAGAAAAUCGUUCUGCAAUUAACACUGUACCAUUGGUAUAUUGGCAAAAAAUAGUUUAAAAUACUGCAGCCUUGCCUAGGACAAAUGGAACUCCAAUUAUCAUGAUUUUAGCCUUUGACCAGCCCUUAUAUCUUUACCUUGAGCUCUGUGCCUGGAGUUUUUAGAUUGGGACCACAGCCUAAAACUAUGGGUUUGUGGCUGUUGGUAAUAGCCUGCUGUGAACACAGACCUGUCUUUUUAUCUGUCUUUAGUGUUCCCAGUUGGAUUCUCUAUACUGUACUUGUUAGUAUUCUAAGAGCUGAAAUGUAAUUCCUGGCACAGACAUGUUGAGUUCUGUUGUUGCUGUCAGUGGCUGGACAUAACAACUUUGUAAAAAAACCCUCUGGUAUAUUCCUACCAGUUGUAUUGAAAUUAGAAUUUUAAUUAGAUCUUUGACAGAUCAGAUUACAUUCCUUCCAAUGUUAUGCUAAGGUUCAAUUGGGAUCACUUCUGAAUUGUACCUUUGUGCUAGGGCCUUUUAACAGAACAGGCACCUUUGUAGGGGAGGACAUUAAAAAUACCUAACCUGUGCUAAAUGCAUAACUUCUGUGCUGAAGAAAGACCACUUGAGCUGAUCUGCCGUUAUCUGCAAUAAGCCUAUCUGGAUGAUAAUAAAUCAAAGUGUUUAUGAAAGACAGUACACAUCAGAUGUUCUCUUUUACAAAAUGUCAUUGCUUUCUAUCUUCAUAACAGCUUGGAACUGUAGUAGGAAAUUAAGACCCUUGAGGUGGAGAGAACAAUGCUCUUUUUUAACAUUAUGAACACUGGGUGGAAUUUCAGCCAACUCGAGGCACUGUCUGGUAUGAAAGUCUGAAGCCACAGUAGAGGCUUAAAUAUCUCACUAGCAUUUGGUUAUAAGCAGUAGCAAUUUGCUUCCCUGUUACAUAUGUAGUUAGGCUCCCUUCUUUAUUGCUUUUGACUUACAUAGCACAGCAAUCAGCACCAGUAAUCACUCAAAAUACUAACUUAAAAAAAUAAAAUUAUUGUGGAUAUUUCUCAGUUUUAACUGCAGUUUUUUGUACCCCAAAGUUGGGAGCACGGGGUAUGUCUUAUUAGGGAACUAAUUAUCUGCCUUUCAAGAAUUGGUAGUAGUUACUUCUCACAGUCUCAUAACUAGAUGAGGCAUUAAUAUUUUUGGAUGAAAAAUGCCAGUCCAGGGCAACUUCUGAUCAGAAUCAUUAUUGAUUUAUAAACAUGCAUUAAAUGGUAUGGAAAGGAGAUCACUCUAAACACCCUACUUGUGUGGUUGAUCUUAAAUACGCAAUUACAUGUUUCAAGCAGAAAGGAAUGGUUUUGUAUAUACUGAUAACCCACCUGUAAUUUGCUGAGAUUUGUUGCAGAGCAACUGUCUUGAGAUGUAAUUUGACAUUUGCUGUUAUCACCAGCUGGUGUCAGAUGUUAUUGGUUACUCAAAGGUUAGGGACAGUUCAGUUUAUUGAUGAACGAAAGAAUGAUUAUCAGUCAUUCAGAUAUUCAUUUGCCUAGCUGUGCUAGGUGAUCUAAAUGGUACAAUUCUGUUUCACACAAGCAACUGGCGCUUAUUUUCUCUAUUGUAGGUACAUGAUCGUAUGGAGAAACUGCUGGAUAAACUUGCUUCUUGGGUAAACUGACUUAUAGGGAUGCCAUUUGUAUGAAAAUUAGUUUAGAUAAACUUACUAUUUAUAGGGAUGCCAUUUGUAUGACAAUAUGUGUUUCCCAAACUACCACUAUCAUUUAAGUAAAUACAGUCAGUUCACUAUAAGCAGCCAGUUUGUACUAAUGUUAAUGCAUGUAGUAAAAUGGGAAAAACAAAUGCUGCUUGUGUGAACAAACUAGAUUUCUUUAUCCUUAAUUGUGAAAAGAACUUUUUAAGCAAUUGUAUUUUGCAUUAAAAUGUUACCAAAAUGUUCUAGA